Messenger RNA from Neoarius graeffei (lesser salmon catfish), 5472 nucleotides. Its product is annotated as von Willebrand factor A domain-containing protein 7-like. The record is from RefSeq and is a predicted model, not a curated record. Lineage: Eukaryota; Metazoa; Chordata; Actinopteri; Siluriformes; Ariidae. The coding region runs from base 634 to 3645 and encodes 1003 amino acids. The transcript is spliced from 19 exons.
CAUCUUCUAACCAAACAACCUGCGUCCAUUUCAGCGCCUUUGCUUUUACAGGGUGCUUCUUUGAAUGUUUAAUUCAUUUGAAAAAGUUUAACAGGGCUUCAGUAAAAUAAGUUCUGUCUGUUAGUGGGUGUGAAAAACCAAGGACACUUCAUACAUGCGCUUAUGAGUUUCCUGAUUGGUGAGGUGACAGCACAGUGCUCAUAACUGACUGGAGCUGCCAGAGUGAUGGGAUCCGUGUAGAAUAAAGAACAGAAAACUGAAUGACAGGUUGUUCAAAUCGAUCAAACUGUGAAACUUAUAAAAGUUUCUUCAGGGUUCCCUGUGAACUAAUAAAAAAGGAUGAAUGAACACAGGAUUUCACAAAAAGACAUCAAGAAAGGUUGCUUUUGAACCUCUCAGUGAAAUCGAAGGGAGCCGAGUUGAAGCAUGUUCGAGUUUGCAGUGAUCACUUGGUGAAAGCGCUUCGUUGAAAGACAUGAACAAAAAGCUUAAAAGAACCCAAAACAUACUUGCACGGGCAAAAACAAUACAGGAUUCAUUCGGCAGCGACUUGAUACCGAGGUCCUUUACCCAGCCACAUACAAAAAAGUUAACAGAUGAUUUUGGAUACAACAAGCCAUUACUGAGAUUGUUAUGAUGGCUUGCAUUAGUCUGUUCAUUCUCCUGAUUCAUUAUACUUCCAUGUGCUGGGCUUUCCUGCCCAAUUUCUGGUCCCGAGUGCUGACAUUGUCAUGGGACUCUUAUACACACCAGUAUAUGACAGAGCAGGCUCUGCUCAAUGUCACCAUGGAGACUAUUAACAUGAUGCCUGAAAACUUUGGAGAGCAGGAGCAGGUUGACCUGGGUCGAGCAUUUUGGAAAUCCAUGGGUGAAGUGGUCAGUGCCAAUGCUGAAAUGGACUUCCUGAGUGCUACACGAUCUGACCCAGUGUAUCACUUUGACUCAGAGAGAGUAGAAGGAAGCAUAGAGAUGAUGCGGGACUUCUGGAAGCAAGUGGUUCUGUUGACUCAGAAGAAGGAUUAUCAGGGAGCGAGAUAUAUCCUGGGACAGCUCCUCCAUGGUUUACAGGACUUUUAUAGUCACAGCAACUGGGUGGAAAUGGGACAGCGUACUGAGUACCUUCAUCUGUUGCACCCCAAAGAACCGGCAGUACCUGUAGCUUCAGAGGACACACCUACCUGUGCUGCAUGCCAUAGAUAUAGAUGUUAUAAUAAUUUACUGGAAGCGCUGGUCAGGGGUUCACCAGAGCCUCUUCUAACCACUGGAUAUUUCAGCACUUACCCAGUAAAACCUAGAGGGAAGUGUAGCCAUGGUGGUAUUCUGGACAGCAGUCGUCACCAGGCAGCUGAGGGUGGCAUUAAUAAGGACAGCAUGUCCCCUCUCUUCUCCCCACACUACUUCCUUCACAAAGAGGCUGCACAGCUUGCUUCCAAGGCAACUCUCAGAGUGCUCCGUGACCUCAGAGAUGAGGUGGGGCCCAAGAGCUUUCUCAGGUUCCUCAGUGUCAAACAGCCUCCAGCCCUGGUGUUUGUCAUGGACACAACAGGUAGCAUGUUUGAGGAGAUCACAGCUGCUCGUCUCCGUGUCCUGUCCAUCAUCCAUGCAAGAGCAAGGAAUCAUGAACCUGGGCUUUCUGGCACCUUCCUACUCAUCCCCUUCCAUGAUCCAGAUGUAGGCCCAGUUUUGGAGACAGAUGACCCCAAUGAAUUUCAGCAUUUCAUGGAGAAUUUAAUGGCUCUUGGUGGAGGAGAUGAGCCAGAGAUGUGUCUCUCUGCUGUUCAGCUGGCUCUUAUCCAUAGUCCACCUCUGUCUGAGAUUUUUGUCUUCACUGAUGCAUCCCCUAAAGACAUCCACCUGUACAGCACUGUCAAAGCUCUCAUUUUAGAAAAACAGAGCAAGGUGACCUUCCUGGUGACUGAAGACCCAAGUCAUGGAGAGACCAAGACAAGCAAGAGGAUAAGGAGAGAAACUCUGUCUCCUGACAGAUUCUCUUUUUACUCCUCUCUCUCUUCCUUAUCUGGAGGGAUGGCCAUCUUCACCACUAACAGGGAUAUUCAUAAAGCUUCAGCCAUCGUGGAAGACAGCACCACUGCCAGCAAGGUGACACUGUUUCAUGCAGAAAGUGAGGCAGAUUCAUCACACGCCUUCACAAUCGACCAAGCAGUCAGAUCUGUCAGGCUCCAUGUUGCUGGAAAACUCAAACACUGUGUCCUCAUCAACCCUACGGGUGCUCGUCAAUUUCUUCUUAGUGAAGCAGGUCCUCUGGGUGAGCUGACUCAGUCUGACGGUCUGUACCGAGUCAGGCUUCUGCCUCCUGUAGAACCUGGCCAAUGGCAGCUCAACAUCACAUCCCAUGGGCCAAUCACAUUUAAUGUCUUGGGAGAAAGCACAUUGGACUUUUUCUAUUACUUUGCAGUAGAGGCAAAUGAGACUCACCCAGGGCUGCGGAGAGUAGAAGGCAGUCCUAUUGCAGGUGUACCAGCAUUUUUAGUGGUGGCUGUAACAGGCCUGUCCACCAAUGAUGAAGCCACUUUCAGACAUGUGACCUUACUAGGGUCCAAUGGGGAAAGCUUUCAGAAAGUAUUACUAAAUUCUUCGACUUCCAAUUGGUCAGGAAAGGAGCUGAUCGGCUUCAUUGAGUCAGUUCCCAGGAAGCCCUUCAGUGUGUGUCUCUGUGGAAAAGACAGAAUGGGGAAUGAGCUUGAGAGAGUUUCCACUGAGAUGGUUCAGCCCACACAUGUACAUAUCAUGGUGCUGUCAGCUCCUCAUCUUCUUCCAGGUCAUCAAUCCACCAUUUUGUUUGAAGUGUUCAACCACGGUCCUGGUCGUCAUUUCAUAGUGAGUGCUGAAGAUGACCGUGGCUUCCUUUCACAUGGCAAACACCACAGGUUUUUUAUCAGAGAGAAGGGAUCUGUGAGGGAGAAGGUCAAGCUGAGGACUCCACACUCUAGCCAGGCAGGUCAGACACUUACAGUGACCCUCACAGUCCAGGCACAUGACUCACCAGAUGCCAACUAUGCUGUUCUAUAUCUUCUGGUUUUACAAGAGGAGCCUGACAUGUCUCCUCCAUCAUGUGCUGUGAUGCAUGUGGAAUCAGACUGUCCUCCUCUUCCUCAGUGUUUUCUGGGUAACUGGAGUGUCUACCUGACAGUGAAGGACAGGGGCCACUCUGGAUUGGCAACCAUACAACUUGCUGUAGGACAAGGCACUCUCAUGCUACUCCAUGAUGAGGCCACUGGGAAAAAUGAAAACUCUCUGAUGCAGCUCCCUGAGGAAACAUAUAUAAGCCCCCUGAGACAGCUCCAUGAGGAAGGAGCAAGGCAUCAGUUGCACACACACUCAGCACAGCUCAAGCAUAGAGCUCACAGAGUAGCAAAAGACCGAUUCGUGAAUGGCAGCCCUUCACUGAAUAUUAGUGAGUGGGGUAGGAGAAAGCACAUAAUGCUGCACUAUACUUCAGACUGCUGUGUCCCUGAGGCAGAGUUGCUCAUGUGGGAUGGAGCAGGCAAUAUGAGGAACUGCAGCCUGACAGCCAGCCAACAGAGGGCACUUGGAGAGAAAAACAGUGCAGCAAAUGGGAUUGCACAUACACUUGUGGCACUUGCUUUAUGGACCUUGUUAGGACUGGACACACUUUGUGCAUAGAAAAGCUUAACAUUCAUGGCAGCAUGCUUUAUAAUAAGUGAAAUAUAAUAAAUUGGAAAAAGGAAACCAACACUGAAACUGUUGGAUUUUGAAGAAAUAAUUUUUAAUAUUGGAUGGCAUGGGGGUGGCACAGUGGUGUAGUGGUUAGCACUGUUGCCUCACAGCAAGAAGGUCCUGGGUUCGAGCCCAGCGGUCGGCAAGGGCCUUUCUGUGUGGAGUUUGCAUGUUCUCCCCGUGUCUGUGUGAGUUUCCACCGGGUGCUCUGGUUUCCCCCACAGUCCAAAGACAUGCAGGUUAGGUUAAUUGGUGGCUCUAAAUUGACCGUGUGUGAGUGUGAAUGGUUGUUUGUCUCUGUGUCAGCCCUGCGAUAACCUGACGACUUGUCCAGGGUGCACCCUGCCUCUUGCCCAUAGUCAGCUGGGAUAGGCUCCAGCUUGCCUGUGACCCGGUAGAACAGGAUAAGCAGCUACAGAUAAUGGAUGGAUGGCACGGUGAAUUAACACAUAGUGUUGCUACCUCACAGCUCCAGGGUCUCUGGUUCCUAAGCUUGGGAUACUGCUACCAUUUCAUAUCAUUCACCUCUGUCUGUUUAGGUUUCCUCUGGAUUUGUUGUUUCUUCAGACCUCCCAAAAUCAUACCAGUAGUUUGGCUACAUUUGAAUGCUCCUACAUUCAAAUGUAUUCGAGUCCGAGAACAAGACUCCAACCACACUAUUUGACAGUGGCUAUUGCUUCCUUUAUGUGAAACUGUCUCUGCUACUGCAUUGGACUAAAGUUACUGCUUGACUGCCCCAUUUUAGUUAAUAGGCUACAGAUAAAAAGCUUGUUCAUCACUCAGCAAGCCCCACUAUCAACAGGGCAAAUAACAUGAGAGAGGGUUAAUAAUAGCUAGUUUAUUGGUCAGAAAGGAAUCCCUGCUAUCAACAGAGCAAUGAACACCAUGUGCCACUUAUUUCUCUGGGUGUAGUCUUGCCAAAUGACAAUUGAAGUUUGAGGUUGUCCCUGUCGUCUUCUCGAUAGUUCUUCCACAUAUGGAACAAAUAGCAGUGCAUUUUUCCCACUACAUAAGAAGUCUGUAUAAGCAAAGGGACAAUCCUAAGGGCAUUCUCUCCAGGCAUUUUAGCACCAUUAAUAUUAGUUUGUUCCUGAACAGGUGAAUGUGCAUUCUCUUACCCAAAAUUAGUAUGAAAAUUAAUGUAGAUAUAAAUAUCUUAUGCCAAAUUAUGAUGGCAUGUUACAAAAAAUAAAGAAAAAAAUCUGAGUCCUCAUCUCCAAUUUAUGAGUCUGAAUGCAGUUAAUGCACGAGUCCAAGUCUGAGUCAUCAGUGCUCAAAUCUAAGUCAAGUCACGAGUCCUUAAAAUUAGGGCACGAGUUGGACACGAGUCCAAGUCCUGGAUUCAAGUACGACAAGCCUGUACUGUAUCUACAUAGGAUUAACAUUUAUGAAAUGUAUCAGUCAGAGUUUAGCCCUCAUCAAAGCACAGAGACAGCACUGGUUAAAGUGGUAAAUGACCUACUACUGGCCUCUGAUCAGGGUUGUGUCUGCUUGUUUGUGUUGCUUGACCUUAGUGCAGCUUUUGACACCACUGAUCAUACUAUCCUCCUUGAUAGACAAGAAAAUGUUUUUGGAGUUAAAGGGAUGGCCCUCUCUUGGCUCAGGUCUUAUUUGAUUAAUUGUUUGCAGUUUGUAGAAAUAAAUAGUGACUAAAAAAGUGAUGUCAUUUCUGACUGAGAGUACGCUGUGUGCAUUUGGCUGCUGGUUCUCACUGGUGCUUUUGUUUUUUGACUUUUCACUCUGCCUUUUUUACUUAUUUACUUUGGCAAUUUA